Rana temporaria (common frog) is the source of this 2573-nucleotide messenger RNA. It is a transcript of the gene DDX21, whose product is annotated as DExD-box helicase 21. The transcript has 17 exons. Gene Ontology annotation, molecular function: helicase activity; RNA binding; ATP binding. Bases 92 to 2401 code for a protein of 769 amino acids. NCBI's taxonomy places the organism in Eukaryota, Metazoa, Chordata, Amphibia, Anura, Ranidae. The record is from RefSeq and is a predicted model, not a curated record.
CUUCCUCUUCCCUUUUCACGCUGCCUCUCGUAGCGUGGCCAGCUGUUGAUCCCCAGUCUCUCGGGUGCGGAACUUUUAGAGCAGUCCAUCGAUGCCCGGAAUAAUUCUAAACGAAGAAAUGGAGAGCGGAGUCGGCAAACAUAAGAAACACUCUAAAACUCCCACACCCAAGAAGAUCAAGAGGAAAAUCCAAAAUGGGGACACAGAAGAACUUGAUUUUGAGCAAGCCACCGAACUCAACGGCCUGGUGAACGAAGAUUUAAAUAACAAUGAUCAGAAGACACCGAAACUGAAGAAGAAAAAGAAGAAGCUUGCGGAAAAUGAGAGUUCUUUUGAAGCAGCUGAGCAGUGUAGUGAGGAGCUGGACAACUCGGACGCUCCAACACCAAAGAAAGUAAAAAAGAAAAAACAAAAAAAGGAUCUGGAAGAAUCUGAAAUGCAGCAAGAUGCAGCUGAACCUGAGAUCAAUGAAGAACAAAGUGACAAGAAAAAGAAAAAAAAGAAAAGUUCAAAGAAAGUAAAGGAAAUUGUUGGCAGUGAAGACAGUGACAUUCCUGCAGCUAAGAAAAGAAAGAUUGAGCCUGAAACAAAUGGGAUAAUUGAGGAAUCUAAAGCGGAGGAAGUGGAGGAAUCUAAAGCAGAGGAAGAGGAGGAAAUUAACAUGGAGAAAAUUGAGGGUGAUUUUUCUAAAUUUCCAAUUUCCCAAGAAACUAUUGCUAAUCUACAAGCCAAAGGAGUGUCUUACCUGUUCCCCAUACAAACGAAAACCUUCCACACUGCCUACAGUGGGAAAGAUGUUGUUGUCCAGGCUCGUACUGGCACUGGAAAAACCUUCUGUUUUGCCAUUCCUUUAAUUGAGAAGCUAAUCCUAGAUAAAGCGCCGCUGGCACAAGGACGCCCACCGAGGGUGCUGAUCCUAACUCCUACUAGAGAGCUGGCAAUUCAGAUUAUGAAUGAAAUUCGCUGCAUAUCUAAAAAGCUAAAGACAUGUUGCUUCUAUGGUGGAAGUCCCUAUCAGCAGCAAUUAUUGGCUAUAAGAACUGGAAUUGACAUACUUGUUGGGACACCUGGUCGUGUACGGGACCUUAUCCAGAAUUAUAAAUUGAACUUCACUGCACUGAAACAUGUGGUGCUAGAUGAGGUGGAUAUGAUGUUGGAGAUGGGGUUUGCUGAACAGGUGGAAGAAAUUUUAUCUGUCCGUUACUCAUCUGAUACUGAAAAGAAUCCACAGACUCUUCUAUUUUCUGCAACAUGUCCAGAUUGGAUGUACAACGUUGCCAAAAAAUACAUGCAAAAGGAGUUCUCAAAGAUCGACCUUGUUGGACACCGUAGUCAGAGAGCUGCCAUCACUGUUGAGCAUUUGGCCAUUGAGUGUAACAGAUUCCAGAAGGCAGCUGUCCUUGGUGACAUUAUCCAAGUUUAUAGUGGAAGUCAUGGGAAAACAAUUGUUUUCUGUGACUCCAAAAUAGAAGCUCAGGAAUUAUCUACCAACUGCUCAUUGAAACAGUCUGCCAAAGCUCUACAUGGUGACCUUCAACAAAAGGAGCGUGAAGUCAUCUUGAAAGGCUUUAGAAGUGGAGCAUUUGAAAUUCUUGUUGCAACAAAUGUUGCUGCUCGAGGUCUAGACAUUCCAGAAGUUGAUCUAGUUGUGUUAUAUUCUGCACCAAGGGAAGCGGAUGCAUAUGUCCAUCGUUCAGGACGUACGGGUAGAGCUGGGCGCACAGGAAUUUGUAUUUCUCUUUAUGAACCCAGAGACAGAUAUUGCCUUCCGAAUGUGGAGAGGAGUACGGGUAUCAAGUUCAAGCGGGUCGGUAUCCCAUCCAUACUUAAUGUUGCCGAGUCCUCCAGUGCUGAUGCAAUAAAGUCACUGGAAUCCAUCCCAGUUGAUGUCCUUGAACAUUUUAAAGUAUACGCAGAAGAACUUAUUGAAAAGAAGGGAGCAUUAAAUGCGCUUGCAGCAGCUUUAGCACAUAUUUCUGGAGCUUCAUCCUUGAAACAACGGUCGCUUCUUAAUAUGGAAAAUGGCUAUAUCACAGUUGUAUUGAAUACUUCAGUUGCCAUCCAUACCUUGAGCUAUGUUUGGCGUGCAAUUAAAGAACAAAUGGGAGAAGAAAUUGAUUCCCAAAUCUACCGGAUGUGCCUCCUAAAAGAUAACAUGGGUGUUUGUUUUGAUGUUAAGGAUGACACUUUAAAGACUUUUCAAGAUUCUUGGAAAGAUUCAAGGCGUUGGCAGCUUUCUGUGGCAACUGAGCUUCCAGCGCUUCAAGAAUCAAGGAGAGACCAAGAAGGUCCACGUGGUAGAGGUGGCAGACCAUUUGACAGACGCAACAGGAAUUCAUCAAACAGAGGCGGAAAUAGGGGAGGCAGAGGCAGACGAGGAGGUUUUGGAAGGAGGAGUUAGGACACUCAGUGAAUUUGAACUAAAUUUAUUAUUUUUUAACUUCAAUAUUCAUGAGGACCAGCACUGCCCUACUUUUUUUGUAUUUCUGUUAUCAAAUGUUAACAACGCUGCUUGCAUUUUAUGCUGUCUAAGCUGUAUCACAUCGCCCCUUAAUAAAAGUUUAUUAAUGGAA